Leguminivora glycinivorella is the source of this 3068-nucleotide messenger RNA. It is a transcript of the gene Sfxn2, whose product is annotated as sideroflexin-2. Gene Ontology annotation, biological process: serine import into mitochondrion; monoatomic ion transport. The record is from RefSeq and is a predicted model, not a curated record. Bases 140 to 1123 code for a protein of 327 amino acids. Lineage: Eukaryota; Metazoa; Arthropoda; Insecta; Lepidoptera; Tortricidae. Gene Ontology annotation, molecular function: monoatomic ion transmembrane transporter activity. Gene Ontology annotation, cellular component: mitochondrial inner membrane. The transcript is spliced from 9 exons.
AGUUUGACUUUGACAGUUGGUGUUAAUACGGUUCGUUUGCUUUGGGCCCGGCCGAGUUGAGCUGCUUGCAAAGUAGGCGCUAUUUAUUAAACUUUAGUAUCUGAAUACAGAUUUCUCAAAUAAAGAAUAAUUAGUGAAAAUGGCAUCUGACAUGAGGAUAGACAUCACCAAGCCACUCUGGGACCAGAGCACCUUCGUGGGCAGAUUCAAGCAUUUUGCUUUCAUCUCCAACCCCCUACUGUCUUUGGUGCCGGAGUCAGAGCUUCAUGAAGCCAAGGAAUUGUAUUUUAAGUACAAAGAAGGCAAAGAGCCCGCCAACACUCCUAUGGAUAAAGUAGUCCGGGCCAAGCAACUGUACGAAUCAGCGUUCCACCCGGACAGCGGAGAGCUGCAGAAUGUGUUUGGCCGCAUGUCCUUCCAGAUGCCGGGGGGAUGUCUCGUCACUGGGGCUAUGUUGCAGUGGUACAGAACCGGCACAGCAAUAGUAUUCUGGCAGUGGGUGAACCAGUCAUUCAACGCGCUGGUCAACUACACCAAUCGCAACGCCAACUCCCCUCUAACGACGACGCAAAUGGGCGUCGCCUACGUUUCUGCCACAUCGGCUGCCAUGGCAACCGCGCUGACGUUCAAAUUUGUGGUGCAGAAGCGCGCUAAGAACCCUAUCUUAGCGAGAUUCGUGCCUUUUGUAGCAGUGGCUGCCGCCAACUGGGUGAACAUUCCUUUGAUGCGACAGAACGAAAUUCUAAAAGGUCUGGAAGUAUCGGAUGAGAAUGGCAAGAUAAUCGGCAAGUCACAGCUGGCCCCGGCCAAGGGCAUCUCACAAGUGGUUACGUCUAGGAUCGUAAUGUGUGCGCCAGGCAUGUUGCUCCUCCCAGUGAUCAUGGAGAGAAUCGAACACAAACCGUGGAUGCAACGCAUUCGCUGGGCGCAUGUCGGCAUACAAACCGCUAUUGUGGGCAUGUUUCUAACCUUCAUGGUACCGACUGCCUGUGCUCUCUUCCCGCAAAGAUGUAAAAUCUCAACGGACACCAUCAAACGCUUCGAGCCAGAAAACUACGAAGAAAUCAUGAAAAAUACCGACGGAAAACCUCCGCAAUACGUAUACUUCAACAAGGGUUUGUAAGGUAGCUGUAAGUAGUUGUUAUUAUGUGAAAGUGGUAUCUUGUCUAUGGACACUUUAAUAUAUGAGAGCUUGUACCUCUACCCUCCAUGCUUGAGAGGUGACAAAAAUAUCUCACAUACAAGUUGACAUAAAUCUCACAUGAUAUCUGGAUCUUGGAAGUUAACAUACAUUUUGAAGCAUUCUAUGAAAACGUCUACCAAUGUUCCGUUAGUUCCGUACCAGUGUCCCGCGAAUAUUCUCCAAAUUGGCUGUGGUAAAAGGGUCUUUUUCUGAGGUAAUGUGCAGAGUUAUGCACAGAAAAUUGAUUGCAUGAUUUAAAUGUCGAAAAAAAAAACGCAACACACGAAACAUAAUGCGUUUGCAAGGGACAGCCCUGAGGCCUAGAAGAAUGCUCCAAAUGGAUUUCAUAAAAUGUAUGGUUCACAAAUUAUUUGGGAAAAAGCUAAAAUCCGCAAAGACUAGAUAAUUAAGAGUCGAAAAAUAUAAACAAAGAUUUUUUUUACAGAGAGAUUUUGUUCUAACUAGUCCAAUCAAGGCUCUGAAUUUCUGACAAACUACUACAUCCAGAGUAGGAAUGAGUUUUUAAAACUAUAAAUGUGUCCAUAGACAACCUUGACAAAAUAUGUAUCAGUGAUUGUUAUAGGUGACCAGUGUUGCCAUAUCAAAUGGUCUUAAAUACUAGACGAUGAGUAAGCCGAAAUGUAGAUUUAAGAUAAUGUUUAGCGUACUUUACUGGCGUUUAUUUUUAAUUGCUGAUUUUUUUAAACUUUUUUUUAUCGAAUCGAAUAUUUUUGAAAUCAAAGUGCAACAUUUCUUUUUUUUAAGUAUAUAUAAGUAUUUAAGUUUAUAUUCGAUUACGAAAGUUGCUUACGUUAAUUUGUUAAAAAGGAUAUCAUAUUUUAAGGCUGUACUUACUUCGUUUCUCAGAAAUAUUAGCAAUUAAGCGUUAUUGUAUACCAGUAUUGUUUUUUAUAUUAAAAGGUAUUUAUUAUUUACCUUUUAAAAUCAUGUCUUCAUUUUAUUAAUUUUUAUUUUCUUUUUAAGAUUGUUUUAAAAAUUCUUUUUAGGAAUGUUUAUUUUUGGCUUUAUUUUUUUUCUCUAUAUUAAAAACAAUACAUUCCGAUUGGUAUUACUAAAUGAAAUAUGUAUAGUCUGUGCUUUUACAUGCAUUUGCUGUUAUUGUUUAAUCGCACUAAGGAAUUAAGAGUGUUACUAAAUCUAAUAAUGCUAAUUUAGGUAUGUAAUAUACUAUUUCAAACUUGCAGUGAGUAGGGCAGUACCUUUGGUGUGAAUAUCACUCGAAAACGCUAAUGCUACGUAGCAUUUAUUGGCUCAACUUGAAGUCGCUUUGCGUGCGCUACCACAGAUUAGGUAAUUGCGUGAUUUUUGAUAACCCUGAAUGGUCGUAAGGGAUAAAAAAGAAAAAAAAAUUAAAAAGCCAUCCUGGAGAGGAACAACACGAUUCGAUCCUGCAUUGACACUUAUGUUUUGUAGGAAAGGUCCUUUUUGUACGUAUAAGUAGUGUAUUUACUAUUAUUUAUUCUGUGGUAUACGAUCUUGAACAACGCACCAAGCGGGACAUUUUGGAGGUACAGCUUAACAAAUCUAAACAAAUGAAUUUGAAAACGAAACUUAACGAUUUCGAAUGAUGUUUACAUUAGGGGCUUUUAAUGUAUACUUAAUUAGUCAAUUACUGUCGAAUUUAUAGUUCCGCUAAUGAAUCCAAAUAAAAUAAUCAGAAUUGUGAUUUAUUAUAACGCUCUUUUUAAAUAUUCUAGUCUUCUUUUGUGCUCAAAAGCAAUAGUAAUUUCCUAAAAUUGUGCCAUUAAUUGUACAGUUUAUUUUUGAAACAGACUUCACGGAUGUUUUCGAUUGACAGCUUUUUGCUUGUUUUGUUAGAACGGCAAACAUAAGGCUAAGACAAUAAAAUACCUAUAGAGAAUAA